This is a messenger RNA of Pocillopora meandrina, 1056 nucleotides long. The record is from the annotation of a GenBank genome assembly. NCBI's taxonomy places the organism in Eukaryota, Metazoa, Cnidaria, Anthozoa, Scleractinia, Pocilloporidae.
UUUCUACAUUUCCCGCAGGCACCUCCUCAUUCAAUUUAUUGUGGCAUUCUGGCAAAAAUACCAGAAAAACUGUUGGAUAAAUUAGAAGACCCAGAAGUGGUGCUGGCUGGUGAUGGUCGCAUAGCAUGGGCUACUCUGCCAAGUAUGGAAGGUUCCCAAAUUUUUGUUCUACCAUUGGUUCAAUUGUCCACAUUGUCCUGGUACAGGUAUGGCACUCUGAAUUCUAUGCAGAAGUAAAUAAUAUCAGAUUUGACACAUAAUGAAAUAUGAUAAAUUUUUGUUCAAAGCAAACAAUGCCCAUAUUUUUUUUCUUCUUCUUAAUUUAACUACAGUGGUAUUUCCCUUCAACUCUUUCAGGCUAAUCAGGCAGGUAGCAGUUUCAGCAUGGAAUUCCUCACAUUUCAGAAGGCCUUUACUUUCCUGUUAGGCACCAGUAUGAUAAUGAAGUCAUUAUAAGUGACUGCCAUACUUUCAUCCCAAAGUGGAUGAGGGAAGACUGCGCAAGACAAUACAGAAACUUAUGAAAACCUGCUGUCCAACACUCCUUUGACAAUUGGCAUAUUGGAAGAGGUAAGCUUUAUUUUCACUGGCAAUUUCAUCUUUGGUUAAUAAGGUCAGAGUAGUCCAAAAUGGUUCUCCAUAAUUUUACAUCAGUUUUAAAGGUUUGGUGCUUAUUUUUAUGCAUGAAAACAACAUCCUUAUUUUAGUCUCAUGCCUGGAAAAAAAGGAAAAACAACAAAAUAAAACAGCGUGUGGAUUAUUAAUUCAUGUCAAAUCAUUCCUAGAAAUCCAGAAAGUACUCAUAAAGCAAAGAGAAAACAUGAGAGAUCAUUGGCAAGUGGAGAAAAGCCCGAGUAAGACACUUAUUGGGCCAUCACAUCAUCGAAAGAACACCUAGAGGAGGUGAAAUCAGUCACAUUUCAUGCCUUCCUCUCCCACGUGCUUAACAAGCACAAAGAUCUACCAAACAGAUUAUUCAAUGCCUGUGCACAUGGAAACAUCACAACUCCACGUGUGUGGAUAACCAAAGGUACGACAGAUACAUUGUUCUUGUAA